AUGACGACGACCCGGAACACCGCAGAAAACACGCUGACUACAAAAACUCAGUCGGCAAUAGCUCAAAACCCGUUAAUCACGAUAUGGAUCCUACUCGAAGGAAAAUCAAGUGCCGUGAAAUUCGUUAUCAAUUCUGAUGAUUUCUUUUCGCAUAACCCGGAUUUGGACGACUUUAAACAGUUGCUGAUUAAAAGAUUCAAAGUCCUUAAUCACGUCGAGCCGGUUGAUCUUGAGAUAUACAAUUCUAAGGAUCUUUCACAAACGCUUUUGUCAGAUACUAGUCUGGCAACAUUAAAUACUUCGGCUGAGUCACCGCUUUUCGUAAGGUACCCAUUAUCGAGUUCGAGUAUUAAUGUUAAUUUCAAAUUUUUACACAACUCGGGUGACUACCGCAUGCCGCAUUACAGUAAUUCCUGGGCUCUGUUACGUGAUGCUGCGGUAAAGAAGUUUGAUCAUUUAACCACCAGUGAUUUUUAUUUCGUCGUGCAAGAUGACUCGGCGGAGGAAAUUGAUAAUGAAUUUCAAUUCAAUAAUUUAAUGUCGAGAACGCCACGAAAUAAUUUAGAUGAAUGUGUUCUUAAUUUAAGAGUUCAAAUUAAAGGGAAAAAAUCAUAUGGCGAUUGGAAGCUUAAAGAAGUAUUCGAAGACGUACUCCACCAAGACUUUAUAUCGCUCAACACCACACCAACAUUCAACCUCGACUAUCUUCCCGCGCUGGACAAUCCACUCACCCGCGAAGAACUAGAAUUCUUCGUAAAGAAACUCGACGAGAAACUGCACGCAUUCAACAAGGAAAUCAAUAUUAACCAGGCGACUAUGCACGAGUAUGUGUCGAUACUUAUGACCACCGCAGUUCGUAAUGUUCAGUUGCAUUCGUUUAAUUCGGCACGGCUGAGUGUAAAGAUUGAUCUUGAUGGAAGUCGUAGUUACGGGCCGGUUGAUUAUAUGGUGGAUAUCGACGGCAGUAUGGUGUUGGUGGUCAAAACGAAGAAUGAAGAUACUGAUAAGGAGGUUGCGCAAAAUAUUAUGCAGAUGCAUACUGCUAUAGAGAAAUUGAUAAACAAACGUAAACUCGCCCUAAAAGACACCGACCAGCCACAGCCAUAUCAACCACCAUUAUCAAUGUUUGGCAUCGUAACAACCGGCUACUCCUGGCGAUUCAUUCGUUGGACUGGCAGUUUAGAAACUCCCAAAGUACAAAUCUCAGGAGAGUAUGUUUGUGAUUUCACAGGCGACAUGCAGAGCGCAAAAAAGAUGCUGUCGUAUAUCGUGAGAGUACUGCAAAUGCAAGCUUUGUCAUUACGGAGUGAGAAGCCGCUAAUUCAUAGAAGCAUUCUUGAUUAUGUGUAG
Ambispora leptoticha is the source of this 1350-nucleotide messenger RNA. The record is from the annotation of a GenBank genome assembly. NCBI's taxonomy places the organism in Eukaryota, Fungi, Glomeromycota, Glomeromycetes, Archaeosporales, Ambisporaceae.